Neurospora tetrasperma FGSC 2508 is the source of this 921-nucleotide messenger RNA. RefSeq lists its product as uncharacterized. Lineage: Eukaryota; Fungi; Ascomycota; Sordariomycetes; Sordariales; Sordariaceae. Gene Ontology annotation, molecular function: mitochondrion autophagosome adaptor activity. The transcript is spliced from 3 exons. The record is from RefSeq and is a predicted model, not a curated record. Gene Ontology annotation, biological process: mitophagy. The coding region runs from base 49 to 603 and encodes 184 amino acids.
CAACAACCUCAAGACGGGCUAUAGAACUUGCAGUCUGCGCCGUAAACCAUGAACUCCGACAUCCCCAUACAAAUCGCCGAGACCAUCCAAACAGCGCACAUCAAGCGCGAUCCCUCUCCUUCGCACGACAUCAACCCCUCUACCGCUGCGUCCAAGCGCGAGCCUGCGUCCCUCCGGACCCAGACCAGUCACAGUCAACAUCAUGACUCACUAAUACCUGACGACGGGAUCGACGAGGACGAUGACGAGGAGGACUACGCACAGUCGGAAACAGAAACGGAUGAGGCGAGCGAAUACAACGUGGUCAAGUCCAGGCCCCGGCGCAACAUCCAUCACCUACCCCCGAUCCCGGACCUGCGGUACGAGCAGAGCUACCUGCACAGUCAUGAUGCCCCUAGUUCAAGGUCUCCUCUACAAUAUCCUAGUCUGCGGCUGGCAGUCCUGGAACCGAAACGCCCAGAUUCACGGCUCCUCGAUCGGAGCCCGGGUGCGGCGCUGGUGAACUUCGGCGGAGGCGGUGGCUACGGAGGAAGGGAGGGGAGGAAGGUGGUGGAGGCGUUCAGCCAGAACUUCCAGAGGGAGUUGGGCGGUGGUUACGCUUGAGUGGACAAACAGUUGUGGGAAAGGGGUCCAGAGGGAGUUGGGCGGUGGUUACGCUUGAGUGGACAAACAGUUGUGGGAAAGGGGCUUUAGGGAUGAAGGGUCUUUGCCUCGCUGCAUUGCACGGUGUUGUAAAUGGACUCGAAACAAGCAUCUUGACUUGAGCAUUCAUGGUAAGAUGUGAACAUUGGCCAUAUCCGACUGGCUGCAUGUCCGUUGGGUAAGAGACCGUCAUAUGCUGUGCACGCAAGAUUUCAACUUGUCUCAUAAAUAGGGAAUUCAAGGAUCGAGAUGCUAUCAUAACCAUAUAAUUGCUGGUCU